Oxyura jamaicensis (ruddy duck) is the source of this 4074-nucleotide messenger RNA. It is a transcript of the gene MAPRE1, whose product is annotated as microtubule associated protein RP/EB family member 1. Gene Ontology annotation, biological process: protein localization to microtubule plus-end; regulation of microtubule polymerization or depolymerization; spindle assembly. The record is from RefSeq and is a predicted model, not a curated record. The transcript is spliced from 6 exons. NCBI's taxonomy places the organism in Eukaryota, Metazoa, Chordata, Aves, Anseriformes, Anatidae. Gene Ontology annotation, cellular component: cytoplasmic microtubule; spindle midzone; microtubule organizing center. Gene Ontology annotation, molecular function: microtubule plus-end binding. Bases 34 to 825 code for a protein of 263 amino acids.
GGGGGCUGACGGCCCGGUUGUGUCCCGCAGAAGAUGGCGGUGAACGUGUACUCCACGUCGGUGACGAGCGAUAACCUGAGCCGGCACGACAUGCUGGCGUGGAUCAACGAGUCCCUGCAGCUGGCGCUGACCAAGAUCGAGCAGCUGUGCUCAGGUGCUGCGUACUGUCAGUUCAUGGACAUGCUCUUCCCAGGUUCUGUAGCGCUCAAGAAAGUGAAGUUUCAAGCAAAAUUGGAACACGAAUACAUUCAGAACUUCAAGGUUCUACAAGCAGGUUUUAAACGAAUGGGUGUUGACAAAAUAAUUCCUGUGGACAAACUAGUGAAAGGAAAAUUUCAGGACAACUUUGAAUUUGUUCAGUGGUUCAAAAAAUUUUUUGAUGCGAACUAUGAUGGGAAGGAGUACGAUCCCGUUGCUGCCCGACAAGGCCAAGAGACAGUAGCACCAAAUCUUGUUGCACCAGUUGUGAACAAACCCAAGAAAUCCCUCGGUUCUGGCAGCGCAGCCCCACAGAGGCCCAUUGUUACACAGAGGACCCCAACGACUGCAAAAGCUGGGACUGGAAUGGUGAAAAAGGCUGCAGGAGAUGAUGAAUCAGCAGGAUUGAUUGAGCAGAUCAAUGUAUUGAAACUUACUGUUGAAGAUCUGGAGAAGGAGAGAGACUUCUACUUUGGCAAACUGAGGAACAUUGAAUUGAUCUGCCAGGAGAAUGAAGGGGAGAAUGAUCCAGUAUUGCAGAGGAUUGUGGAAAUUCUUUAUGCCACAGAUGAAGGCUUUGUGAUACCUGACGAAGGAGCACCGCAGGAAGAACAAGAAGAGUAUUAACAGACCACAUACUGUACCAGCAGAGCAGCAACAUCAGAAUUCUUUGCCCCAGAUCAUGUGCUUAACUGUAAAAUACUCCACUUUAUUCUUAGAGGACUCACUGGUUUCUUUUCAUAAGCAAAAAAAGUACCUCUUCUUAAAGUGCACUUUGCGGAAGUUUCACUCUUUUUACAGUGGGUUUGAGUUAGGAGCUCUUUCUCACUUUGUAGCAGAGCAGUAUUCACAUCUAGGUGGUAUAUUUAGGGAGCAAGAGGCUGAAUAUUUGGAACUUGUUGCAGAAUGGUUUGCUGGUAAAACACUGGUUUGUGGAAAGACUCUUUUUGUAUCUAAGGUGGCGUGUAGUAGAGAACUUAAAGACUCUGACUCACAGAAAGAUUGAGUUAAUGUGAAAUUGCAGCACAGAAAUUAUAAUAAAAUGCCUUAAGAGUAUUUAAUAUGCUUCCAUAUGCCAAAUUGAAGUAAUGUGACAGGAGAUUUUAUGUGCUUCAUAUUGGGGUAGACGCUUGUUUAACUCCAUUCACUGCUGUCUGAGAGGCCUUGCAUGGCAGUCUCACUUUGUCAGCAAGUGCUCAAAAGGGGCUAUUAAAACAAAACUUCAUUCCUAUGUAAAGCUGCUUACUGAGUGAUUAGUUCUCGAUGAAAUAGGCCUUAACGUUGCCUGUCACAAGAUUAGAGGGAGUAUGAACAGCUGAGACACAUAAAUUACCUUGAAGAGUGCUAAAGCCUUUUUCGAUGGCAUUGUGGCUAAUGACUUUGCCAAAAUGUACUGUGUUUUCUGUUUAAAAACAAAACAAAAAACAUCAAAAAGCAAAGGGCAUCCAGUCUUACUGCCUAAAAGGUUCUUCAGAAGUAAUUUUCUUUUCUGGCUCUUGUUUCUAUAACUGUUUAUUUUUGUUGGUAUGCUUUUUGGUCUCUCACUGGUUCUCUUCUCUUUCCCAUCCCAAGGAGUGCUAUCAAAUCCAGUGGUUGUAACGGGACUUGCACUGUGCAACUCUCUUAGAAUGAAAACGAAUUGAGCACGUGAGGAUGAUUUUGUCUUUUUUUUUUUUUCAAACCAGGACACAUGUAAUAAUAAUACUUGCCACUUCACUAGUUUUCUGGGGUCAAAACUAAAAGAUGCUGGCUAACAGAGCUAAUGUUCCUGCAGAAAAUACAGUACUGAGACUAACUUAAAUAUUAAUAUUUAAAGUACUUUCUUUAACUGUCCCUCUUUUUUGCUAUCAUGCCCCGCGUUACUGUUGUGUUUGGCAAGAUCCUGCAAGACUUCUGAUUCCCCUUCACUACUGAGAUUGAUCAGUCCUGUUGUGCUUGUAUUCAUUUGUUCCUGGUGGUAGCUUGUCCUAAAAUGUGUGUAGGAGAGCAUUUUAUGGUAAUUGUUGUGUAGUGCAUGAAUCUUUGUGAAAUUCAGAGAAAAACCCAAAUUCAGUGAAUGCCAAAAAAUGCAAGUAUCUAGCCAUUGUUUAAAAUUGCAGUGGUGCUAUUUCUCUUGUGGCCUUUUAGACUUCUGUUGCCCUAAAACUCCAUUUUACUGAGAAACCAUAUUUGACUCGGAUUUUUCUUGACAGGGUUUUUCUAUUUUACGCAGUUUCUAAAUAAAGUUCUGUAUUUCAAGAGUGUCCUGUCUGCUGGAGUCUCUCAUACUUUCAGAUACAAUUAGGCAAAGCUAGAGAUGGUGGUGGUUUUCGUUUCGAAGCUUGCAGGACCUGGAAUAUCAGCUUUCAUUCUCUGGUCCUACUUAUAUCCAUUUCUAACCUGAGUAGCAGCAAUGUUGAAAUUUUCUUUGGAGCGUGCUGGGGGAAACAUUGAGUUUUUUUUUUUUUUUUUUCUUCCCACCAUAAGUGGAUGAAAUGUGAGUGUGUUGUUGACUUCCUCCUAACGGUGUUAGAAAGGGGCUGGAGAACAGGAAUGCCAGUGUAUGACUAAAGUGUUUUAAAGCUGCUAAAACACUGGUUAUUAUUUAUUACUAAUGGAGGGUUGGAUUUAGAUGAUCUUUAAGGUCCCUUCCAACCCGAGCUGUUCUGUGGUUCUACAAACAAAUAACGUUAAUUGCACCUGUCACCAGUCUCCAGUAGCUGACUUGUUUCCUUUGGAUUAAGUUUCAUAAAUGAGCUUAAACGUUACUCUUUCAGAUGUAUGGGCAGACCAGCUUCUUCAGAGAAGAGCUAAUGUGAUGUAUCAAACCUUGGCAUUGGAAGUGGUCCCUGAAGGGCUUCUCUGUCAUGCUGGAGAACGCCCUCCUGGCCCGCCCAAGCGCUCCAUGGAUGCCUCAUUCUAAAAACUGGCUUCAUUGGUAUUUCAAAAUUGGUGUUGGACUACAGGAAUGCAGACAUAGAACAGGGUGUUUGAUGCACAUAAAAUCUUCUUUACCAUUACUUGUUUGCUUUGAGGUCAGAAGCAUGCUUUUAUCAGCUCCAAAUACUCCGUUAUUCCAGCAACUCCAAGCAAAAAUAGCAUAUGGCUGAAUGUGGAGGUGACUUCUGGGGGGUCUGCUGCUUUGUGGUCCAGGUGCACACUGGAACACGGUUGCUGGAAGUCUCUUUUUUAAUGAAAUUGCAUGUUUGGAACUGUGAGGCAACCGGGUCAUCAGAUGGGAUGCAUUAGGUCAGUUUUGAACUCUGCUGUUACAGGAGAGCAACUGCUACCAAAAGCAAGCAAAUAUCCUUUUAUGCUGAGAGAAAGAUGAGUCAGAAAAACUGUCAGUGCGCCUUGUGAGACAAUGUGUGGACCUGUUGGAUGUGCAUUGUGAAACUAAACUGAAAUUGUGGUCGUGUAAGUCCAAUGUUGGUAAGAUUUCAAAUGGCUUAAAUAACUUCUGUGCUACCAAGAUGAGUUAGAAUGGGGCCAAGCUCAUGGUCAAUUUAAAUGACGAUGUUAUAGAUAUCUUGGCAUAAUCUGUUUUUAGUGUCCUUUUUGGGAAACAAAUGACGACAAAACCAACUCAAACCCAUAGAUUUAAUAUAGCUACUCUGUUACUCUGGUACAGUAUCUGCUGUUAAAUAGUAAAUGCUCACCUACUGGAACAAUUCAGAUAGCAUCCAACCUUUCUUAGUACCUUUGUUUUAUCAGAUAUUUGAAAAAUGAACAGAAUGGAAGAACCAAAAGCUCACAUCUCCUUUCUGUACGUCUUACUUGCAGGUGGGCUUGUGGAUAUUUUUUAACUCUUAUUGUUCAAUUUUUUCAAAAUCCCUGGUUUGCAAUGACAAUUCUUACUGUAACUGUUAAAAGCCUUCAAAUAAAGGCCAAAAACUU